CUUACUUUACUACAGUGUCGGUUUUUUGUAAAUGAAUAAUUGAAUAUCGAUUUACACCGGUUUUAAAUUAAAUAUAUCUGUUUCUUGUUAUAAAAGCAAGUUUAAACGAUUGUUAUUUUUCCUACCACUGUUUUGAAUAUUACAUUCCUUGUUCACUUUACAUAGAAUACAGUUUACUAUAAAGUGCCUAACCUUUAAAAAAUGGAGCAAGAUGAAUUGUCCGAAUUUUUGAUUACAAAAGAAAAUAAGAAAUUACUUCCCGAACAAGAGGUUAAGAGCCAUGAACCGGAAGAGAGUAUAAAAAGGGAGCCAUUGACCACAAAAAACGCGGUAAAUUUUUUAUUAGCGGGAACGCUCAGGCAGAAAGUGUGCAGAUAUUGUUUAAACGUCGCAACUCCUUUGUAUGAAUUGGAUCGAGUUUACCAAAUCGGUACUGAGACAAUUUUAUAUAAAGUCACCGUGAGGGACAUGAUUGCAAGUUUUCAUCCUUUCAAGGUUAUAGAUGAACCAAACUUUCCAAAUAGAAUCUGCGAUAAAUGCUUAAAUCGCACUUUCAGUGCAUAUUUAUUCACUCAACAAUGUGAUCAGUCUGAAAGAGCUUUACGCAACUGUUUUGAUGAUAUAUAUGAGAAACUUGAUAAACUUGAUCCUUUAGAACGACCCAAGAAGAGAGGCAGACAGAAAAUAAAUCCAAAUUAUAAUGUAAUAUAUUCAGAACAUGAAAAAGUAUUUAAUUAUGCUGACCCAUUAAUAAAUAUUAUCAAUAUUGGAACCUCUGUAGACAAUACAAGUAAUGGAUAUAAUGAACUCCAAUGUCCACGGUGCUGGCAAAUAUUGCCAAACUUGGAUUCCUUGUUGAACCAUGAGAAACUACAUCCAAAAUUUAUGUGGUAUAAUUGUCAUAUAUGUGGCAAAUCAUUUGCCAAACGAUACCAAUUAAAAAGGCAUGUACGAAGCAGUCAUGAAUUGGGUAAGAAGUUGUCAUUACCUGAUAGCGGUUUUAAAUGUACUGAUUGUGGAGUUGGCAGUGUCAGUUAUGACCAACAUUUGCGACACAUUGAAAAACAUAAGUUUCAAACUGUUAUGGAACAUUUAGUGCAUAGGAAUAUGGAUAAACUAUGUGCUCUGUGUUUGAACAAAGAUGGUCACUUAGUAGAAUUAGAUAAAACUAUCAGUUUACAUGGAGGCCAUCCUGAGUUAACAGGACACAAAAGCAUUUAUAACAUUGUGGGCUCAACUUUACCUGAAAUGAAUAUCUUAAACAACUAUACGGGUUCCAAAAUAUGCGAAAAAUGUCUCAAUAAUGCAAUAACAGCUUAUAUUUUUUUAAGUCAAACCUAUUCCAUAAGAAAUAGACUGAGUAUUUGUAUUGAUUCAAUGUUAAGUUCUUUAAAACAAAUAGUUAAUCCAGAAGCAAAACUGUUCAUUGAGAUUGCGCAGAAUACUAUUAUGGCACCAAAAUCACCAGAUUAUAUUGAUGAAGAUUUGUUCAUUGAUGAUGAUGAUGAGGAAUUUGAUGAAGAAAAACUUAAAGUAGAAGUUUUAGAAGAUGAAUUUAGAAUCAAAUCUGCGAGUGAUGACAGUGAUGAUGAAGAGAGAACAAACAUUAAAAAAAUAUCUAAUGAUGUCUUAAAAGAUGAAAACAAUUGUAAGGGCACUAUUGUGAAACCAAAAGAGUCAGAAUGUGUUGAUAAAGAUUUGUUGAAAGAUAACAAUCAGAAAUUAGAUGAACAAAGUCUUGAAGAAGUUUUAGAAGAUAAAUUUAGAAAAAAAUCUGAGCCUGAUGGCGAUGAAAGUAGGAUAGACAUUAAACAGGUAUGUAAUAAUUUAUUAAAAGGAGAAAACAAUGAUGUUAAUAACAAAAACAUAUCGAAUCCAGAACUAAUCCACAUGGAUCAUGUGAAAAUGGAUUCCACAAGUGAAGAAUAUGAUUUCAAAACACAUGUAAAAUCUCCAGUCUGUGAUAAAGAUAACAUAAAUAUAGAUGAUAAUUCAGAAGAUAUUAUUGAUAAUCCAGCUAAAAGAGCAACAAAGACUUAUGUGAAAAAAAGAUUUAUCAAUGGCUAUCAAUCCACAUUUGCUUCUAAUGAGACAGAACAAACCAUGAAUGAUGUAUGCAGCGAAUUCUUAACUUUCAAAAAGAAAAAGAAGCCAGUUAGGAAGUUUUACAGCUGCAAAUUCACAUGUCCAUUAUGUUGCAAACAUUUCCUUUCUGAACAUUUUCUAACUCGACACAUAUUGAAACAUGUUAAUAAAAAAGUUAAAUGCACAAUUUGUUUGAAAGACUUUCAAUCGAAAUUCUAUUUAUAUGAACACACAAAAAUUGUACAUUUGUUGGAUGUAAAAAAUUCUUGGGCAUGCAAAGUUUGUGGUAGAACAUUCAUAAGUAAAAAUAAAUUUAUUAAGCAUAAACGAACCCAUAGAAACAAAGAAUGCCAGUUGUGUGACAAAUUAUUCUCAACACAAAGACAAUACGAUAGUCAUAUGCAAAGACACACAGCCAAAUUAAGAGAAAUCAAAGAGAACAAUAUUCAAACGUGUAGUUUCUGUGAAAAGGAAUGUUCAAACGACAAUAGCCUUUCAGUACAUGUGAAUAAAGUGCACUUACAAAUAAAACCGUACAGUUGUGAUAUGUGUAAUAGACAAUUUUAUACGGAAACAAAUUUGAAUUGCCACCAAAAAGUCCAUAGUUUAUUCUCAAUUGAGACUUGUCAAGUGUGCAAUAGAGUAUUAAAGUCUAGGAAAUCUUUGGUCAUCCACGUGCGGAAACAUAUUGGCGCGAAACCGCAUAGCUGUCAAAUCUGUAGACAGUCGUUUUACUCGCAGAACAAAUUGACGGCUCACAUGAGAGUUCUACAUGGCGGUAAAUAUUGUUGUAAACAAUGUAAGACUGUAUUUAUAAAUAAGUCUGAUUUGAGAGAUCAUGUUAGUAAAACACAUAAUAUGAUUUAACAUAAUGUAAUAGGUAUUUAAGUUUGCACAGAUUAAAACAAGUUUAAUCUAUGUAAUGUAAUGUUUAAGAAGUCAAUACAGAUAUAAUUUUAUAAUUUUUGGAAUUAUUCAGAUAAAGAAUAUUUUGUUACUGUGAUUGGUAUAAACAUACAUUUACUGCAAAUUAAGGUAUACAUUUUUGAUGCAAGAAACUAAGGUCUAAAAAAAGCAGAUUAAUAAUUAGGUUUAAUACAAAAUUCUUCCCCUUGAAUUAAUUUUACUUUUGUUUUAUAAAUAAUGUAAACAUUGUGAAAAUAAUUUAAUAGUAGUAAUUUUAUAUUCAAGGCUCGAAAUAUUUAUUAAAAAUAAUAUAAAGUAUGAUUGUAGCGUAGAAUACUUUUUAAUAUUAUUAAUAAUAAUUUAAUAUCUGCUUUUUUUUUCUUCUGAAUUGAAUAAAAAACAAUAUUAUUUUUUUCCUCUGAAUUGAAUGUAAAUUUAAUACUAGGCCUAUUAAAUUUUCAAUUUAUAACCCACGAUUUCGUACGCGUGGAAUGUAACUAUUUUUAUUAAAAUAAAAGUAGCCUAAGUUCCGUAAAAAUUGGUCCAGCCGUUUCAGAGCAAGAACAAGGCAGACAAUUUCCUACUGCUACUACUUUUUACUUAUGAUGUAAGUACAGUAUAUAUAUUUAUACUUAUAUAUACUUUCUUAUGCAUUUAAGAAAAGUUAAUUUGAAAUUACAGACAGAUACUUAAAUUUUAUUCAUUUAUAUAGAUAUAUUUAUUAGUUAUUUUCAAUUAUAUUUGUCGGAAACAGUCAAGUUGUGAAUCUCAAUAUUCAUGUUUUGGAAUAUAAAUAAUAGUCAUAAUAAAAUAUAUUUAAGGCACCUAUUUUUGUGUAAACUUCUUUAAGACCAGAGUAAUUGCAUUAAUUAUAUGGAAGCAUGGGGUUCAUAUAAAAAAAAUAAACCUUUGUAUUUCGUAACACUAAAAACACUUACCCAAAAUAUUUAUUAUUUGCAAGUGGAAUAAAUAUUGUUACUAUACUGCUGUGUAUAGUUAUAAAACAAGAAUAUUUAUGUUUGU
Molecule: messenger RNA, 4014 nt
Organism: Achroia grisella
Lineage: Eukaryota; Metazoa; Arthropoda; Insecta; Lepidoptera; Pyralidae
Product: zinc finger protein 62-like
Exons: 3
Coding region: 202-2952 (916 amino acids)
Biological process (GO): regulation of DNA-templated transcription
Cellular component (GO): nucleus
Molecular function (GO): zinc ion binding; DNA-binding transcription factor activity, RNA polymerase II-specific; RNA polymerase II cis-regulatory region sequence-specific DNA binding
Source: RefSeq, a predicted model, not a curated record